Messenger RNA from Hemicordylus capensis (graceful crag lizard), 18856 nucleotides. RefSeq names its product hemicentin 1 (gene HMCN1). The coding region runs from base 520 to 17469 and encodes 5649 amino acids. Lineage: Eukaryota; Metazoa; Chordata; Lepidosauria; Squamata; Cordylidae. The record is from RefSeq and is a predicted model, not a curated record. Gene Ontology annotation, molecular function: calcium ion binding; axon guidance receptor activity. Gene Ontology annotation, cellular component: neuronal cell body; axon; plasma membrane. The transcript is spliced from 107 exons. Gene Ontology annotation, biological process: synapse organization; homophilic cell-cell adhesion.
UGUGAUUUUGUACCAUUUUGUAAACAAAUCACCCCAAAAGGGGGCCUCGAAUGCAAAGGUAAGGAAGUGGGGCUGACCAAUGAGAGGGCCAGCUGAUCUGAGCAUCCACUCUUUGUUGCCUCAGCAGCAGCAGCAGCCGCCGUGAGAAGCCUCAGUCUCUAGCCAAAGACUCCCAACAGCAGCCGAACUUUUGAGAGCCUCAGACUCUUGCCAAAGAAUCCAGAGGCGGCAGCAGAAGUAGCAGCAGCUGCACAGGGGACAUGAAUGGGACUCUCUCUCCCUUCCCUUGGUGAGAGGCUGCCAAACUCUUGCAGACAAGUAGACUGGGGAAGGGAAGAAGAACCAGCAACUUGCAAGCAAGAGCUGCUGCAUUCUCCUGUCUCUCCUAAGAGCCAGUGAAAAGUGCUUUGUGCAAAAAGGACAUUUAUUGUUGCUGUGAAAAAAGAAAUAUCUCAUGCAUUUUUAAGACUGGAUUCUUUGUGAUGGUGAACUGAGCAAUUGAUCCUGGAGAGGGGAAAAAUGAAUUCCCACAGAAAUGUCCCCCUGUGGGCAGUGGGAUUCUACACAUCAUUAUUUUUUGCUCUUCUUUUUUCUUCUUGCUGUGCACAAGGAGAUGCUGAUGGAGAGUUGGAGCCUCAACCCACUGAAGAAGAAAUCCCAGAAGGAGCAUCCACCUUGGCUUUUGUGUUCGAUGUGACUGGCUCAAUGUAUGAUGAUUUAGUUCAGGUAAUUGAAGGAGCAUCCAAAAUUUUGGAAACUUCUUUGAAGAGACCCAAGAGAUCGCUUUACAACUUUGCACUGGUUCCUUUCCACGAUCCAGAAAUUGGUCCUGUAACAAUUACGACAGAUCCCAAGAAAUUUCAGUAUGAACUUAGGGAACUAUAUGUUCAGGGAGGUGGUGACUGUCCAGAGAUGAGCAUUGGAGCAAUCAAAAUUGCUCUAGAAAUUUCUCUUCCUGGUUCCUUCAUCUAUGUAUUUACUGAUGCACGAUCCAAAGACUACAAACUGGCUCAUGAAGUAUUGCAGUUGAUUCAGCAGAAGCAAUCGCAGGUUGUAUUUGUCCUAACAGGAGACUGUGAUGAUAGAACACAUAUUGGUUACAAGGUCUAUGAAGAGAUUGCAUCAACGAGUUCUGGUCAAGUUUUUCACUUGGACAAAAAACAAGUCAACGAGGUACUGAAAUGGGUAGAAGAAGCAGUGCAAGCUUCCAAAGUUCAUCUCUUGUCCACAGACCACCUGACUUCAGCAGUAAAUGCUUGGCAAAUCCCUUUUGAUCCCAGUCUAAGAGAGGUUACUGUCUCAUUGAGUGGUCCUUCUCCAGCUAUUGAAGUUCAUAAUCCUUUAGGUAAGCCCAUUAAAAAAGGAUCUGGCUUGAAUGAAUUACUGAAUAUUGAAAACUCGGCAAAGGUAGUGAACAUAAAAGAUCCAGCACCUGGAAUGUGGACAAUUAAGACAUCAAGCGGUGGCCGACACUCUGUUCGUAUCACAGGUCUCAGUACAAUUGACUUCCGAGCUGGUUUUUCCAGGAAGCCAACAUUAGACUUCAAAAUGACUUCCAGCAGACCAGUGCAAGGGAUACCCACCUACAUUUUACUAAAUACUACAGGGAUCAAUCUUCCUGCUAGAGUGGACCGUCUAGAACUGCUAAGUAUCACUGGAGAUCUUCUGAAGACUAUUCCGGUGAAAUACUUCCCUAACAGAAAACCUCAUGGAAUCUGGAAUAUUUCUGAGUUUAUUCCACCAAAUGAAGCCUUCUUUAUUAAAAUAACUGGUUAUGAUAAAGAUGACUACCUCUUCCAGAGAGUUUCAAGUGUUUCAUUUUCUAAUAUUAUUCCAGAUGCUCCAAAAGUAAGCAUGCCCAAGAAAACCCCAGGAUAUUAUCUGCAGCCAGGUCACAUUCCAUGUCAUGUAGCCAGCCUCAUACCUUUUACUGUGCGUUUUAGCAGAAAUGGAAUUAAAUUGGGAAUGGAUCAGUUUUUCAAAGAAUCUGCUAGUGUGAACUGGGAGAUUGCCAAGGUCUCACUGGUGGAUGAAGGUUAUUAUGACUGCAUUGCUGUCAGCAGUGCAGGAACUGGGAGUGCACAAACAUUUCUUGAUGUGUCAGAACCUCCGCCUAUCAUACAGGUGCCUAAUAAUGUUACUGUCACUCCUGGUGAUCGAGCCAUAUUGACAUGCUUAACUGUGAGCACAGUACGUUAUAAUCUCACCUGGCUUAGAAACAGCCGAGAUCUGAAACUUGUUGAGCCUUCCCGGAUCCGGAUGAUGAGCAAUCUCUCUUUAGAAGUCAAAAUGGUAAAACUCUCAGAUGCUGGCGAGUACAGCUGUUUGGCUUCCAAUGAAGGUGGCUCAACUGUGGCAUCUGUAUUCCUUACAGUGCAAGAACCACCCAAAGCUAUCAUCUCGCCCAAGAAUCAGUCAUUUACUGAAGGGUCCGAGGUGUCCAUAAGUUGUUCUGCAACCGGCUAUCCAAAGCCGACCAUAGUAUGGAUGCACAAUGAUAUGUUUAUCAUGGGCUCUCACAGGUACCAGUUAACUUCUGAAGGCACCUUAAUUAUAAAAAACACAACCCCCAAAGAUGUAGGACUCUAUGGCUGUUUGGCUAGUAAUGCAGCUGGAACAGUCAAGGAGACAUCUAUUCUCACAUACAUUGAGGUCCCAAAGUUGACUGUUGUCCAAAGUGAACUUCUGAUUGCUCUUGGAGACACAACUGAAAUGGAAUGCAGAAGCACAGGAGUCCCACCUCCAAUGGUUAAAUGGUUCAAAGGUGACUUAGAGCUGAGGGCAUCAGAAUUUCUUAUUAUUGACUUCCAUCGGGGUCUACUGAAGAUUCAGGAAACCCAGGAUCUGGAUGCUGGUGACUAUAUGUGUGUUGCAACCAAUACUGCAGGAAGUGCAUCUGGAAAAAUAACUCUCGAUGUUGGCUCCGCUCCAGUGUUCACACAAGAGCCCAGUGAUGAAUCUGUGGAUAUUGGCUCAAAUGUGACAUUGGCUUGCUAUGUUCAGGGUUACCCAGAACCAAAGGUGAAGUGGCGACGGCUGGACGGUGCCCCACUUUUCUCAAGACCCUUUGCAGUUAGUUCCAUCAGUCAACUCAGAACGGGCGCCCUUUCUAUUCACAAAUUGUGGGUGAAUGAUGAGGGGACCUAUAUCUGUGAAGCUGAAAACCAGUUUGGGAAGAUUGUUUCACGGCCAGCCAUACUUACAGUGACUGGACUUGUUGCACCUCUAAUUGGAAUGAGCCCAGCAGCAGCUAAUGUUAUUGAAGGUCAGCAGCUUACUUUGCCAUGUGUGCUGCUGGCAGGGAACCCUAUCCCAGAACGAAGAUGGAUCAAAAAUAGGAUGAUGAUGGUCCAGAAUCCAUAUAUCAGUGUCCAAAGUGAUGGAAGUCUUCACCUUGAAAGGGUUCGACUGCAGGAAGCUGGAGACUAUACCUGCCUGGCAAGCAAUGUUGCUGGGACAAACAACAAAACUACCACCGUCAGUGUCUUUGUUCUACCCAUAAUUCAACAUGGACAACAGAUAUUCAGUACUAUAGAAGGCAUCCCAGUUACACUGCCUUGCAAAGCCAGUGGAGUUCCUAAACCAUCCAUAGUCUGGUCCAAGAAAGGAGAGGUCAUUCCUCCCAGCAAUCCAAAGUUUUCUGCAGGAUCUGAUGGGAGUCUACAUAUAGUUUCUCCAGGAGGUGAAGAGUCUGGGGAAUAUAUCUGCACUGCAACAAAUGCAGCCGGCUAUGCAACUCGGAAAGCACAGCUGACUGUGUAUGUGAAGCCAAGAGUCUCCAGGCCUGGGGAUCAGCAAGGAGAUUCACUGGAUAACCCAUUAGAGAUCUCAGUGAUAGCAGGGGAAGAUGUCACACUUCCCUGUGAUGUGAAGAGUUUACCACCCCCUAUAAUAACCUGGGCUAAAGAAAUACAACUUAUCUCUCCAUUCUCUCCAAGACACACCUUCCUUCCCUCAGGAUCAAUGAAGAUCAUUGAGACACGGGUUUCAGACAGUGGCAUGUACAUUUGUGUAGCUACAAACAUUGCUGGGAAUGCGACUCAGUCGGUGAAACUAAAAGUACACGUUCCUCCAAAGAUACAACGUGGUCCGCGAGUGAUGAAAGCAAAAGUUGGUUACAGAAUUGAUAUACCUUGUAAUGCUCAAGGGAUCCCGCCUCCAACAAUCACUUGGCUUAAAGACCAAAAUCCUAUGCUGAUAGACAACAGGCAGUACAUUAGCUCACCUGAUGGAACACUGAGCAUCAGCAAAGUCCUAAUUUCAGACUCUGGAAUCUAUAAAUGUGUGGCAAGUAACAUUGCUGGCCGUGAUGAAGCUGAGAUACAAAUACAUGUUCAAGAGCCUCCUACUGUAGGUGACCUUGACCCACCAUACAACACACCAUUUCAGGAAAGAGUAGCAAAUCAGCGUAUUGCUUUCCCAUGUCCAGCCAAAGGUACCCCAAAGCCUGUAAUAAAAUGGCUACAUAACAACAGAGAAUUAACCGGCAACGAACCUGGUAUUUCAAUCUUGGAUGAUGGCACACUGUUGGUCAUUGCCUCAGUCACACCAUAUGACAAUGGAGACUAUGUCUGCAUUGCAGUCAACGAAGCAGGAAGCACAGAAAGAACUUAUAAUCUGAAGGUUCAUGUUCCACCUGAAAUCAGAGAUCAGGACAAGAUGACAAAUGCAUCGGUGACCAUUAAUCAGCCCAUAAGUCUGUUCUGUGAGGUAUCUGGCAACCCUUUCCCCAUCAUCACUUGGUAUAAAGAUGAUGUCCAGGUUGUGGAGAGCAGUACUCUGCAGAUUUUGAAUAAUGGGAAGCUAUUGAAGCUCCUUAAAGCUACAAUUGAUGAUUCUGGCCAGUAUUCCUGCAAAGCGACCAAUGUUGCAGGGAUCUCAGAGAAAUUCUUCACUGUAGAUGUGCGAGUUCCACCUACUAUAAGAGGCUAUGAUAUACCCAGUGAAGUUUCAGUGAUCAUCAACCAAAAUGCCACUCUGGAAUGUAUAGUUAGCGGCUCUCCCUUUCCCACCAUUCAGUGGUUCAAAGAUGGCAAGCCCCUCUUUUUAGGUGAUCCUAACAUUGAGGUUUGGGAUAAAGGCCAGAUCCUGCACAUUAAGAAUGCUCGAAGAAUUGACAAAGGGCGGUAUCAGUGCAGUGCAUCCAAUUCUGCUGGCAAACAGAUGAAGGAGCUUAAAUUAAUCAUCCAUGUCCCACCUGCUAUUAAAGGAGGAAAUAUUACCACUGAGGUGUCCACAUUGCUAAACAAUGUAAUAAAGUUAGAAUGUGAAACGAGGGGAAUCCCAGCUCCUUCAAUAACAUGGUAUAAAGAUGGACGUCCAAUUAUUUCCAACCCACAAGCACUUUAUCUGGAAAGAGGGCAGUUCCUUCAGAUUCCUCGUGCUCAAGUCUCUGAUUCUGCUAAGUACACCUGCCAGGCAACCAACAUAGCUGGAACUGCUGAAAGAAUAUUUCAAGUGGAUGUUUAUGUUCCUCCAGUUAUUGAGGGGGGCUCGGAAACAGUCCAGAACAAACAAGUGGUUGCUGGCAGCUCGCUGGUUUUGGAGUGUAAUGCUGCUGGCAAUCCACCUCCCCUGCUGACCUGGCUAAAGGAUGGUGUUCCUGUGAAAGCAAGUGACAACCUCCACAUUGUAUCUAGUGGAAGGAAGCUGGAGAUCUUGAAUGCUGAAGAAGCUGACCAUGGCCAAUAUGUAUGUGUGGCUACAAGCAUAGCAGGAGAAAAGGAAAUCAAAUAUGAUGUGGAAAUCCUAGUGCCACCAAGUUUAGAAGGGGGAAAUGAAUCUUCAGAUUAUAUUGUGAUUCUUCACAGCCCUCUGGAGUUGGACUGUCCAGCAACAGGAACGCCUCUGCCAACAAUUACAUGGUUGAGAAAUGGCCAGCCUAUUGAAGGAGGAGUUGGAUAUAAAAUCUUACUGAAUGGACGCAAACUUCUCAUCUCAAGAGCAGAAGUGUCAGACACUGGCCAUUAUCAGUGUAUAGCAACAAACAAGGCUGGUGAUUACAAAAUGGAGUUUGAUGUGACUGUACAUGUCCCUCCAACAAUAAAAUCGACUGGACCUCCUGAGAGAUCUGUGGUGAUACACAAACCGGUAACCCUCCAGUGCAUUGCCAAUGGCAUACCAAUCCCUUCUAUCACAUGGUUAAAAGACAGUAGGCCAGUAAACACAGCUAGAGAAAAUAUCAAACUGGAAUCUUCAGGACGCAUUCUCCAGAUUGCCAAGGCCCUGAUGGAAGAUGCUGGCCGAUAUACAUGUGUGGCAACAAAUGCAGCAGGGGAAGCCCAGCAACAUGUCCAGCUGCAUGUAUAUGAGCCACCCACUCUCAAGGAUGCAGGGAAGAUGAUAAAUGAAACUGUGGUUGUGAACAAUCCAAUACAGCUGGAGUGCAAAGCCUCUGGAACUCCUUUGCCAGCUAUCACAUGGUACAAAGAUAACCUGCCUCUCACCAUCACUGCCAGCAUCUCUUUCUUGAACAGAGGGCAAGUUGUUCAGAUUGGGAGUGCCCAGAUCUCUGACACUGGCAUUUAUAAAUGCAUUGUGGUGAAUGCAGCAGGAGUAGCUGAGCUGUUUUACAGUCUUCAGGUUCACGUUCCACCCUCCAUUGCUGACAAUAAUGAAGUGAUAACUGUUGUAGUAAAUAAUCCAGUAAGGUUGGAGUGCGAAGCCCGUGGAAUCCCUGUUCCCAUUCUGACCUGGCUGAAAGAUGGCAGCCCUGUUUCUAGCUUUUCAAAUGGCCUCCAGAUUCUUUCUGGAGGUCGUAUCCUGGUACUGACCAGCACACAGAUCAGCGACGCAGGAAGGUACACAUGUGUUGCAAUCAAUGCUGCAGGGGAAAAGCAAAGGGAUAUUGACCUCAGAGUUCAUGUUCCACCAAACAUUAUGGGAGAGGAACAGAAUGUCUCUGUGCUGAUGGGCGAAGUUAUAGAACUCCACUGCCACAGCAAUGCGAUUCCCCCUCCCACGCUGGCCUGGCUGAAGGAUGGUCGACUCUUGUUGAAGAAGCCAGGUCUCAGCAUUUCUGAAAGUGGAAGUGUGUUGAAGAUUGAAGGAGCACAAGCCCAGGACACUGGACGCUACACCUGUGAAGCCACAAAUGUGGCUGGGAAAAUGGAAAAGAACUACAAUGUCAAUGUAUGGGUGCCACCAAGUAUUUACAGUUCAGAUAUACUUACACAACUGACUGUAAUUGAAGGAAACCUCAUCAGUAUGAUAUGUGAGUCCAGUGGAAUUCCCCCACCAGCCCUCACUUGGAGAAAGAAUGGUUCUCUGUUGCUGGUUGACCCUACAGGGAGGGUCAGGGUGUUAUCUGGAGGCAGGCAAUUGCAGAUUUCAAUUGCUGAAAAAUCAGAUACAGCUUCCUAUAUGUGUAUGGCUUCAAACAUAGCAGGGAUGGCAAAGAAGGAAUAUAAAUUGCUAGUGUACGUUCGUCCAACUAUAUUAAACAGUGGCAGCCAAAAAUCGGAUGUAACUGUGACCCGUGGGAAUGAUAUUUCAUUAGAAUGCAAGGCAGACGGUAUUCCACGUCCGGCUAUCACCUGGAUGAAGGAUGGCCAGCCCUUAACCAAUGGGAAAGGAGUUGAAAUACUGGAUGAAGGACAUCGUCUUUGGCUUAAAAACACUCGAGUGGCAGACACUGGCCGUUACGUGUGUGUUGCUGUGAAUGUGGCAGGACUAGCUGACAGGAAAUAUGACUUGAGUGUUCAUGUCCCUCCAAAUAUUGCAGGUGAACUGUCUGUGCCUGAAAAUAUCAGUGUAGUAGAGAAAAACCCUGUCACUUUGAUUUGUGAAGCUUCGGGAAUUCCGCAUCCAUCGAUAACAUGGCUCAAGUAUGGGCAGCCCAUUCCUUUGACUAGCUCUGUAAGAAUCCUGUCAGGUGGCAGAAUGCUGCGUUUGAUGCAGGUGAAUCUGGAGGAUGUAGGUCGGUACACCUGUGUAGUGACUAACAUUGCAGGAGAGAAGAGAAAACACUUUGACCUUUCAGUUCUAGUUCUUCCAGGAAUUGUGGGAGAAAGUAAGCUGGAAGAUGUGAAGGUGAAAGAAAUGGAGAGCGUGAUGCUAACAUGUGAAGCGUCAGGGAACCCAGUUCCAGAGAUUACAUGGUUAAAAGAUGGGCACCCUUUCCUAGAGGAUGAUAAUCAUCAGCUAAUGUCCAGUGGGCGCUUUCUGCAGAUUAAAAAUGUACAACUAGUUGACACAGGAAGAUAUACGUGUGUGGCAUCCAAUAUAGCUGGAGACAAAAGCAAAAGCUUCAGUCUUAAUGUACUUGUAUCCCCAACUAUUGUGGGUGCAGACAACUCUGAGAGUGCAGAAGAGGUCACAGUUAUCUUGAAUAAUCCCACAUCCUUGGUUUGUGAGGCUUAUUCAUACCCUCCAGCUACAAUCACCUGGCUAAAAGAUGGAGCUCCCAUAGAAUCCAAUAGGAAUAUCAGGAUUUUGCCAGGUGGACGAACUCUACAGAUUCUGAAUGCACAGGAGGACAACACUGGUAGAUACACUUGUAUAGCUACAAAUGAAGCUGGGGAAACACUAAAACAUUAUGAAGUGAAAGUCUAUAUCCCUCCCACCAUAAACAGAGGGGACUUGUCAGGAGUAGGCUUGUCCCCUAAAGAAGUGAAGAUAAGAGUGAACAACAGCCUUACACUGGAAUGUGAAGCUCACGCGAUUCCUGCUGCUGGCAUCAGAUGGUACAAAGAUGGACAGCCUAUUACAUCAGAUGACCACAUAAUAAUCCAAGCCAGGGGACGCAUCCUACAAAUAAAGGCAGCUCAGAUAUCUGACACUGGUCGUUAUAGUUGUGUAGCCUCAAAUAUAGCCGGGGAGGAUGAAUUGGAAUUUGAUGUCAACAUACAAGUUCCUCCUAGUUUCCGAAAAAGUUGGAAAGUUGGCAACAUACUCAAUACAGGAAAAGGAGGAGAGCCCAAAGAUGUGAUCAUGAACAAUCCUCUUUCUCUAUACUGUGAGACCAAUGCUGUGCCCCCUCCAAUACUCACAUGGUAUAAGGAUGGUAAAACCCUGAGUUCUAGUGAUAAAGUACUGAUACUGCCAGGUGGCCGUGUACUGCAGAUUGCACGUGCUCAGAGUACAGAUGCUGGGCGGUACACAUGUGUGGCUGUAAAUGAAGCUGGAGAGGAUUCCAUCCAGUAUGAUGUCCGCGUGCUUUUGCCUCCAUCCAUUAAUGGCGCCAAUGGUGACAUGCCUGAAGAAGUGACUGUGCUUGUCAGCAAGAUGGCAGUAUUGGAAUGUGUGUCAAAUGGCAGCCCUGCUCCAAGCAUAACCUGGCAAAAAGAUGGUCAGCACAUAGCAGAAGAUUCCCAACACAAGUUUUUAGCCAAUGGAAGAGCACUUCAGAUCCUCAGUUCCCAAAUAACAGAUACAGGCAGAUAUGUCUGCAUUGUGGAGAAUACAGCAGGAAGUGCCAAAAAAUAUUUCAAUCUUAAUGUUCAUGUUCCUCCAAGUAUUGCUGGUAUUAAUCCUGAGAAUUUGACUGUGGUCGUGAAUAACUUCAUCUCCUUGACUUGUGAAGUCACUGGCUUUCCACCACCUGAUAUCACUUGGCUCAAGAAUGGAAAGCCUAUCAGCCUGAAUACAAAUGCUCUUAUUGUACCUGGAGGUCGCACACUGCAGAUUCCUAGGGCCCGGCUGUCCGAUGGUGGAGAAUACAUUUGCGUAGCCAGAAACAGUGCUGGGGAAAGCAGGAGGAGGAGUGUCCUUACUGUUUAUGUUCCUCCUAGCAUUAAAGACCACAGCGGCACAGCUCUUGCUGUAGUAAAUGUAAGAGUGGGGACACCAGUGACACUAGAGUGUGAAUCCAAUGCUAUUCCACCUCCAGUCAUCACCUGGUACAAGAAUGGGCGUAUGAUCACCAUGUCAUCUAAUAUUGGGGUCAUUGCAGAUGGACAGAUGCUUCAUAUCAAGACUGCAGAGGUAUCUGAUACAGGCCAGUAUGUGUGUAAAGCCAUAAAUAUUGCAGGACGUGAUGACAAAAAUUUUCAUCUUAAUGUUCUUGUACCACCCAGCAUUGAUGGCCCUGAGCAAGAGUGGAUCAAUGAAACUAUCAGCAAUCCUGUAACCUUUACAUGCGAUGCUACUGGAAUUCCUCCACCAACAAUCACAUGGCUCAAGAAUGGGAAGCCACUUGAACAUUCUGACUCUCUUGAAAUGCAUAUUUUGUUGGGAGGCAGCAAGCUGCAAAUUGCCAGAUCUCAGCAUUCAGAUAGUGGGAACUACUCUUGCAUUGCCUCAAAUGUAGAAGGCAAAGCUCGGAAAUUGUAUGCCCUUUCUGUUCAAGUUCCUCCAGAUAUUGCUGGAUCUGAAAUGCCAAGUGAAGUCAACGUCAUUCUUGGGGAAGAUGUCCAGCUUUCCUGUAAGGCCAGUGGAAUCCCCACACCUGUAAUUCAGUGGCUGAAAGAUGGAAAACCGAUCAGCAGUGAUGAAUCUCAGAGGAUAAGCCUGACUUCAGACAGCAGCUUGCUAAACAUUUCUGGAGCCCUCACAAGUGAUGCAGGGAAAUAUACCUGUGUAGCUACCAAUCCUGCAGGAGAAGAAGACCGAAUUUUCAAUGUGAAUGUAUAUGUUCCACCAACUAUAAUUAACAAUAAGGAUGAACCUGAGUCCCUAAUAGCCCUACUGGACACUUCAGUAAACAUUGAAUGCCAAGCUGUGGGCACUCCACCUCCACAAAUCAAUUGGCUAAAGAAUGGGCUCCCCCUCUCUGUUUCUUCACACAUCCGGUUGUUGUCAGCUGGGCAUAUUCUCAGGAUUGUAAGAGCACAGAUAGCUGAUGUUGGCAUUUACACAUGUGUAGCCUCCAACAGAGGUGGUGUUAGCAGUAAGCACCAUAGCCUUCGGGUUUUCGUACCCCCAAACAUAGAUAAUGGUGGAGGACCAGAAGAAAUGACUGUUGUAAAAGGGAAUCCAGCUUCUUUUAUGUGUUUGGUUGAUGGAACACCAACACCCAGUAUUUCAUGGCUUAAAGAUGGUCAUCCUUUAAAUCUUGGCUUCCAUGUGACUUUAGAAAACCAAGGAAUGGCCCUUCAUAUUGCAAAAUCAGAUGCUGAUGACACUGGCCAAUAUACCUGUUUAGCAAUUAAUGAAGCUGGGGAAGUUAAGAAACAUUUUACUCUUAAAGUACUGGAACCUCCUCAUAUUAAUGGGUCUGAUUAUCCAGAAGAAAUUUCUAUAGUGGUUAACAAUGCAUUGGAGCUCUUCUGUGUUUCUGAUGGAAUUCCAGCUCCACAAAUCACAUGGAUGAAGGAUGGGCGUCCAUUGCCCCAAACUGAUGAUAUUCGUGUUCUGAGAGGAGGAGAGAUACUUUGGAUAUCCAGUGCUCAGGUGGAAGACACUGGAAGAUACACAUGUUUAGCUUCUAGCCCUGCAGGAGAUGAUGACAAAGAAUAUUUAGUAAGAGUACAUGUUCCCCCUAACAUUGCUGGCACAAGUGGUCCUCAGAAUCUUAGUGUGCUGCAGAAUAGACAGAUUUUACUGGAAUGCAAAUCAGAUGCGGUGCCACCUCCUACAAUCAUGUGGCUUAAAAAUGGGGAGCUUUUACAGGCAACUCCCCGAGUUCGCAUCCUUUCCAGUGGGAGAUAUCUGCAAAUUAACAAUGCCGAUCUAAGUGAUGCAGCUAGCUACACUUGUGUUGCAAGUAAUGUUGCAGGUGAAACCAAGAGAGAGUUCAUUUUAGCUGUAAAUGUUGCUCCCGUAAUCAGAGGUGGUCCUCAAACUGUGACUGUGAAUAUUAAUAUGUCUGCUGUCUUGGAGUGUACUUCGGAAGGCCUUCCAACCCCAAGAGUUACAUGGAGAAAGGAUGGAACCCUUUUUACUGGAAACAGUCCUAGAUAUUCCAUAAUAGUCAAUGGAUCCCUUCAUAUUCAUUCAGCACAUGUUAUUGAUACUGGGCACUAUCUUUGUAUGGCAACCAAUGUUGCUGGCACUGACCGCAGGCGGGUUGAUUUACAUGUCCACGUUCCUCCAUCUAUUGCUUCUGGGCCUGUCAACAUUACAGUAACUGUGAAUGUCCCAACCACUCUGCCAUGUGAGACCUCCGGAAUUCCUAAGCCAGCAAUAACUUGGAAGAAGAAUGGGCACCUGCUCAAUAUGGAUCAGAACCAGAACACAUUCAGGCUUUUAUCUUCAGGUUCACUAGUAAUAAUUUCUCCCACCGUAGAUGAUACAGCAAUCUAUGAAUGUAUAGUAUCAAAUGAAGCGGGAGAGGAUCAAAGAACAAUUGCUCUCAAUGUACAAGUGCCUCCAUCCUUAGCAGACGAAGCUGCAGAACUGCUGGUAAGCAAGUUGUCUCCAGUAGUAAUUCCUUGCACUGCGUCAGGAGUUCCUUUGCCUACAAUCCAUUGGACAAAAAAUGGAAUAAGACUUCUUCCUCGAGGAGAUGGCUACAGGAUUCUGUCUUCAGGUGCGGUUGAAGUGGCUGCUGCUCAGCUGGACCAUGCCGGAAGGUACACCUGCAUGGCACGGAAUGCCGCGGGCUCUGCUCAUAGACACGUUACUCUGCGUGUUCAGGAACCACCAGCUAUUCAACUACAACCUGGAACACUUGAUGUUAUUCUUAACAACCCAGUUCUCUUACCAUGUGAAGCAGUGGGCACACCACAUCCCAUAAUAACAUGGCAGAAAGAAGGCAUCAGUGUUAUCACAACAGGGAAUAGUUAUACAAUUCUUCCUGGUGGCAGUUUGCAGAUUGCAAGAGCUACUACUGAAGAUGCUGGAACUUACAUCUGUGUUGCUCAGAAUCCAGCAGGCACUGCCCUUGGAAAGAUCAAACUAAAAGUUCAAGUUCCUCCAGCUAUCAAACCUCAUCCUGAGGAAUAUGUGAUUAUUGUGGAUAAGCCUGCCACUUUAUUGUGUGAAUCAGAAGGCUACCCAGCUCCACAAAUUGCAUGGCAUAAAGAUGGACAGCAAAUCAUCGAGUCCAUGCGGCAGCGGAUUCUCAGCACGGGAGCUUUACAGUUUGCAUUUGCUCAGCCUAGUGAUACUGGCCGUUACACGUGUACUGCUACAAAUGUAGCUGGAUCAAGCAGCUCUAGCAUGGAACUCACUGUGUAUGUCCCACCUAAAAUACGAAGUACAGAAGCUCAUUACACAGUUGUUGAGAAUUCACGAGUUGUUCUGUCAUGUGUUGCCGAUGGAAUCCCUAUACCAUCUGUGAACUGGAAGAAAGAUGGCAUUAUUUUAAUGAACACAGUGGGGAAACACACAGCUGCACCCUAUGGAGAUCUCACUGUGGACAACACUGUGCCUGAAGAUUCUGGCAGCUACACCUGUAUUGCCAGCAAUGUUGCUGGUGAGGACACCCACACUGUCAGCUUAGUGGUCCAUGUGCUCCCAACCUUUACUGAACUUCCUGGAGAUGUGGCUUUAAACAAAGGAGAACGACUUCAGUUAACCUGUAAAGCCACUGGAAUUCCUUUACCCCAAAUAAUAUGGACUUUUAACAAUAAUAUUAUCCCAGCACAAUACGAUGGUGCGAAUGGACUGAGUGAACUUGUUAUUGAAAGAGUGUCUAAAGAAGACUCUGGGACCUAUGUGUGUACAGCAGAAAAUCUAGUUGGUUCUAUUAAGGCUCUUGGAUUUGUGUUUGUUAAAGAGCCUCCAGUCUUCAUGGGGGAUUAUCAUUCCAGUCGGAUUGAGCCCUUGGGUGGCAAUGCUGUUCUUAACUGUGAAGUCAGAGGAGACCCACCUCCUACAAUCCAGUGGAGCAAAAAAGGUGUAGGCAUUCAGAUCAGCAAACGAAUCAGACAACUCAGAAAUGGAUCCCUGGCUAUCUAUGGCACAGUAAAUGAAGAUGCUGCAGAAUAUACAUGCAUAGCUACAAAUGAUGCUGGUGUCGUGGAACACCGUGUGACUCUAACACUACAGCAUGCACCUGUUAUUGUUACUGAACCAGUGGAGACUAUUGUUGAUGCUGGGGCCACAGCAGUGCUGAACUGUCAAGCAGAAGGAGAACCUCCCCCAACUAUUGAAUGGUCUCGCCAAGGCUGGCCUCUUUUUAAUCAGGACCGAAUGACCGUUUUCACUAAUGGCUCCUUGCGAAUUGCAGUUGCACAAAAAGGGGAUACCUCUGAAUAUGAAUGUGUGGCUAGAAACCUAAUGGGUUCAGUGCUAGUCAAAGUGCCAUUCAUUGUCCAAGUGCAUGGUGGAUUUUCUGAAUGGCUUGAUUGGCAGCCAUGUAGUGUAACAUGUGGUCAAGGCGUUCAAAAGAGGAUCCGUUUGUGCAAUAAUCCUCUCCCUGCAAAUGGCGGACGACGGUGUAUGGAGCCUGAUUCCGAAAUACGCAGCUGUCAGAACAAAUUGUGCCCAGUGGAUGGCAACUGGUCUGAGUGGGCAUCCUGGGAAGAGUGCUCUAAAACCUGUGGGCAAGGCAACAAGACAAGAACCAGAACUUGUAGCAGUCCUCCAGCUCAACAUGGCGGAAGGCCAUGUGAGGGCAGUGCUGUGGAGUCAGUCAUGUGCAACUUCAGACCUUGCCCAGUGAAUGGUGCCUGGGGUUCUUGGCUGCCAUGGGGACCUUGCAGUGAGACAUGUGGCAAAGGUACUCAUACUAGAGUAAGACUUUGCAAUAACCCCCCUCCAUCAUUUGAUGGGCCUGACUGUGAGGGGCCUGAUGCUCAGAUGCAAGUCUGCAGUGAGAGAGACUGUCCAGUGAAUGGAAAGUGGGCUUCCUGGUCCAGCUGGAGUGCCUGUACCAUGUCCUGUGGAGGUGGUACCAGACAAAGAACAAGAGACUGUUCAGAUCCACCACCACAGUAUGGUGGACACAAAUGUGAAGGAAACGAUGUGCAGAUUGACUUUUGCAACAGUGACCCUUGCCCAAUGCAUGGUAACUGGGGGCCUUGGAGCAACUGGGGAUCUUGCAGUCAAACAUGUAACAGUGGCCAGAUGAGGAGAUACCGGACUUGUGAUAAUCCUCGUCCACUCAACGGAGGAAGAGCCUGUGCAGGAGCUGAUACACAGAUACAGAGGUGUAAUACAGUGCUAUGUCCAGUGGAUGGAAAUUGGAGUUCAUGGCAGCCAUGGAGCACGUGUUCUGCUUCUUGUGGAGGAGGCGAGCAGACCCGAUCACGUCUGUGUAAUAAUCCAUCUCCAUCUAAUAGUGGACGUCCUUGCCCUGGAGACAACUCUCAGAUAUCCAAGUGUAACAUUCAAACUUGCCCAGGUGGGCCUCAGCGCGCUAGAGGAAGUGUCAUUGGAAAUAUUAAUGAUGUUGAGUUUGGAAUCGCUUUCUUGAAUGCCACCAUAAUAGAUAGUCCAGAUCUGGUUACUAGAAGAAUACAAGCCAAGAUUACAAAUAUCCCUCGGAGUCUUGGUCCAGCAAUGAGAGUACUAGUAUCUAUUCUAAGUCCUAUUUAUUGGACAACAGCCAAGGAAAUUGGGGAAGCUGUGAAUGGUUUUUCACUUACCAAUGCAGUUUUCAAGAGAGAAACACAAGUGGAAUUUGCUACUGGGGAGAUCUUACGAAUGACUCACAUUGCCCGUGGUUUGGACUCCGAUGGUUCUUUACUGUUGGAUGUUGUAAUAGGUGGCUACAUAUUACAGCUACAAUCAUCAGCUGCUGAUAAUGUAAAGGAUUACACAGAAGAUUACAUUCAGACAGGCCCUGGUCAGCUCUAUGCUUACUCUACACGGCUAUUCACCAUAGAUGGUGUCAGUGUACCAUAUACAUGGAACCAUACCAUUACCUACGAUCAGAACUAUGGAAGAAUGCCAUUCCUGGUAGAAACACUCCAGGCCUCUUCUGUUGAAACAGAGUAUAACCCACUUGAAGAAGCUCUAACUUUUAAAAUCCAUGCUUCUAUUAUGAAAGGAGACCAUAGCAACCAAUGCCCUACUGGAUUUGGUUUGGACACUGCCGGGCCCUACUGUUCCGAUGAAGAUGAGUGCACAUCUCACAAUCCAUGUUCCCAUACAUGCCACAAUGCUAUGGGAACCUAUUAUUGUUCAUGUCCCAAAGGCCUUACCAUAUCAGCAGAUGGAAGAGCAUGUCAAGAUAUUGACGAGUGUGCCUUAGGGAGGCAUUCUUGCCACACUGGCCAAGAUUGUGAGAAUGUCAUUGGUUCCUAUCAUUGUGUGGUUAGAUGUGGGAUUGGCUUCAGAAGAACCUCAGAUGGACUGAGUUGCCAAGAUGUUAAUGAAUGCCAAGAAUCCAGCCCCUGUCAUCAACACUGCUUAAACACCAUUGGAAGCUUCCACUGUGGAUGUGAUCCAGGAUAUCAGUUGAAAGGCAGAAAAUGCAUGGAUGUGAAUGAAUGCAGACAAAAUGUAUGCAGACCUGAUCAACUGUGCAAGAAUACACGAGGUGGCUACAAAUGCAUUGAUAUGUGUCCAAAUGGAAUGACCAAAGCAGAAAAUGGAACAUGUAUAGAUAUUGACGAAUGCAGAGAUGGUACACACCAGUGCCGAUAUAAUCAGAUAUGUGAAAAUUCACGGGGAAGCUACCGAUGCGUGUGCCCAAGAGGGUACCGAUCCCAGGGAGUUGGAAGACCCUGUAUGGACAUUAAUGAAUGUGAACAAGUGCCUAAACCUUGUGCAUAUCAAUGCACCAACAGCCCUGGCAGCUUCAAGUGUAUCUGUCCACCUGGACAACAUUUAUUAGGCGAUGGCAAAUCUUGCGCUGGAUUGGAGAGGUUGCCAGAUUAUGGCACCUAUUACAAUAGCUAUAACUAUGCUCAAUUAUCCCCUGUGAGAGACAACUAUCGACCUCAGCAGUAUUUCAGGCACUCCUCCAAUCUCUACAGCUCCUACUCAGAGUAUAGGAACAGCAGAGUUCCCAUCUCCAGGAAUAAAAGGAAUGUUAGAGAGACUUGCCCUGAAGGCUAUGAGGCAAGAAAUAACAAAUGUGUAGAUAUUGAUGAAUGUGAAAACAGGGAUGUUUGUCAGCAUGAGUGCAGGAACACCCUUGGAAGUUAUCAGUGUUUCUGCCCAGCUGGUUACCGGGUAAUGCCCAAUGGCAAAACAUGCCAAGAUAUAGAUGAAUGCCUUGAACAGAACAUCCACUGUGGACCAAAUCGCAUGUGUUUUAACAUGAGAGGAAGCUAUCAAUGUAUAGAUACACCUUGUCCCCCAAAUUAUCAGCGAGAUCCUCUUUCUGGGUUCUGCCUCAAGAACUGUCCACCUAAUGAUUUGGAAUGUGCCUUGAGCCCCUAUGCCUUGGAAUACAAACUUGUUUCCCUCCCAUUUGGAAUUGCUGCCAAUCAGGAUUUAAUCCGACUAGUGGCCUACACUGAAGAUGGAGUUAUGCAUCCAAGGACAACUUUCCUCAUGGUAAAUGAAGAUGCUACAAUUCCUUUUGCACUCAGAGAUGAGAACUGGAAAGGAGUGGUGUACACAACCAGGCCUCUGCGAGAGCCAGAAACAUACAGAAUGAGAGUCCGGGCUCUCUCCUAUAGCGCUGAUGGAGCCAUUGAAUAUCAAACAACCUUCAUAGUCUAUAUAGCUGUGUCUGCAUAUCCCUACUAGGAAAGCUCUGCUGACAGUAAUCCACGUAUUUUAACUACAUGCAUACAUGCCGCUGGGUGUCACCACUUCCAGAUUGACUGCUGCCUCAUUUUGUAACAGUUGCAGACCUUGCAACUUCUUUUUUUUAAAUGGUGCUAUCUUUGGUCCUUGUUUCUUCUCUCUGCCUGCCAACCUGUUGCUAUCCUUCCAUCUUGACACAAAUGACCAUAAUCCAUGAUUCUUUGGAAUCUUAACCACUUGCUUUAUUUAUUACACUGGAGCAGCCACUUUCCAAAGCUUGUUCUGAUGAUUCUUCAUAACUAAUCAGAAGUACUGAAUAGGGUGGUAAUUUAGUGGUCAGAUGGGGUAGGCCAAAAAAGAAAAAGAAAAGAACAAUUCAUUUCACAACAAAAUUAAAUAAGGUUUAUUUUUCACAUUAUUGCAAGAUUGUUUCAAAAGCUUGUAACACCUUUAUAUUUUUCUUCAAUGCUUGGCGGAGAUAUAGUUUUUGUGGUCACCAUGAAAAUUGUCACAGUCUUGACAUUCACAAAUGCUAAUUCAAAUAAACAGGUAUCUUUAACAGGAGCAAGGAAGGUAAUGUGAACGUUGUUAGGACUGUUUCACACAUUACACAUUAGCUUGCCACUAGCAGCACACUCAACAGGAAGCUGCUUCCAUUCUCUGCUCCCUGACAAGUACACCUGGCUGAGAUAUGUGUUUUCAACUAUCUGCUUGUUACACUUCAGGUGUAUACCUUUUUUAAAAAGUGUCCCUGAGUCUCCUGAAAAAAAUUCUACACAGUUCGUUCUCUAGUAAUUUAACACAUUUGGGUUCUGUAUUCCACUCUUUCUGAUUAUGGGGUUAUAUUGGGUCACUCCCCCCCCCUCUUUCUCUCUAGCUUCUGUCUACUUUGUAUGGUGCACAGGGUGGGAACACCUGUUUAGUAUUUGUUCACUUGUUCUUUAUAUCAGGAGACUGUGGGGUGUGUGAGUGUGUCUCCUACCCUCCUGCUCAGAAUUGGGCCACAGCUGCUGUGAACGUCAAGCAAAAUAAUUAUUGCCUUCAAUGGAUAACAAAGUAUUUAGUUCAGAUGUUAUUUUGCCUACCCAAAAUCAAAUAGGUUCCUAAAAAAAAUAAAAAUUCUAGCAAGUUUGGUCAAGCAAUGAGUUAGGUGUCAAUACACUGUAUAUGGUGGUAACAAACUCUGGAAGUAAUUUUUGCCAAGAUGUAUUCUAUUUGUAUGAAAGUAUGUUGUGUAUAUUUAUAUAUAAAUAUAUAUAUAAAGUUUUGUUUUGCUUGUAUUUUCUAUGCAAUACCAAGAGUUUCUUUUUAAAAAAAUGUUUCUACCAAAGAGUAUUGUUUACACAGUUUACUACCAAAUAAAAGUUCACAUGUUUUAAAAAUUAAA